GGAACGAAAAACAAAAAGACAACAGAGAAGGCCAAUGAUUGGAGCUCUUUUCUACUCUGAAAAAUCAGUUCUUGGUUACUGAGAAUCAAUUAGAUUAUCAUUUUCAGAAAAAAAAGUUUAGGUCUUUCUUGCACUGCUGCUGCUUUUUGGCUAUAUGGGAUUCAGCUGAGUUCAACGUUUUUUUCUCUUUCCGUGAUUGAUUUAUAUUCAUGGACAGUUUUGCUGAAUUUUUGCUGGAUUGCAUGUGCCAAUUUUCUUGACUGAUACUCCUGGUUUGGUUGAUUUUUUGUGAUAUUGAGUGAUAAGUGGUGAGUAAAUUUGGAGAAAGAUUUUAAAGGUUCUUGUGGAAAUUUUUGGAGUGGGGCUUGGUUGGUUGGGUAGUGAGGAGAUGAGGAAGGGAGAUAGUCUGCUCUUACCAACUGUGGGACCGCCAAUAAAGCGGCGAGCAGGGUUGAGAAGGAAACAAGCUGGCAGAGGAUCUUACAGGGGGAGCUAGGGUUUAGGCAAGGAGAAGUUUGGGUUUUGUGUUCUGGAUUUUUGUAUUGCUUGGUUCAUUUGCGAGAGAGCUUUAGGGUUGGUUCUUGAGAGAGAGAAGGGGGAGGGGGGACGGGCCAGGUGUCUUAGGAAUUUUGCUUGAAUUGGAUAAAGAGAUGGGGAGCAAAUUGCAUCGAGCACUCAGGUGUCUGUGUUCAAAUACUGGGUGGAACUAUGCUGUUUUCUGGAAGCUCAACCAUCGAGCACGAAUGAUGCUGACUUGGGAGGAUGCCUACUACGAUGGUGAAGAUUACCCCAGGAAAAUGUGUCCAAGUAACUUUGUAGGUAACUUGCAGGAUAGGCAUUGUUCACAUGAUCCUCUUCAGAUAGCUUUGGCAAAGAUGUCUUACCAUGUCUAUUUCCUGGGGGAAGGGAUUGUAGGGCAGGUUGCUGUUACGGGUAAGCAUCUAUGGGUUUCUUCUGAUCAACAUGUAGCCCAUCCUAGUUCCCCAUAUGAGCACUGUGAUGGAUGGCAAACUCAGUUUUCAGCUGGAAUCAAGACCAUUGCUGUUGUUGCUGUUGUUCCCCAUGGAGUUGUACAGCUUGGCUCUUUAGAUAAAGUGCAGAUUGUUGAAGACCUGACAACAGUCAACCAUGUAAGAAAUGUCUUUUUUGAGCUCCAAGGUUCAUUGGCAGAUCACACUCCUUAUGCAAUAUCCAGCAGCAUGGGGAGUUCCUGUCAGUCAGAUAUAACAACGACAACUUUGAGCUCAGGGAUACAUCAUGAUUGCUUACAGCAGCUAGAUACGAGUUUUGACAAAGAUGGGAUAAAAUCUUGGUGUUCUGGAUAUUCAUCCAAUGAAAAAGAUGGUUAUUAUCCUUGUAACCUAUUAAUGCCUGGAGUCUAUCAAAAUAAAAUGGUUGAAAUGGUUAAUAAACAUGAAGGACCAGAAAACUCAGUACCAGAGUUUGAUGUAGGUGAAGGUUUGCGAAUACCAAUUUCUGGAGAUGCCUGUGUGGAGCAGCUGAACCUUGAAAACUUGAGAGCAACUGGUGACAUCAACCAUGAUUUGCAAAGCAGCGGGUUUGGUGAUUUGGCUCAGAGUUCAGAAAAAAGAGUUACUUUACAUACCAAUAACUUUUCUGGCAAAAAUAGUCUAUGUAAUGUUGUUCCCUCUGCUGAGGAUUCGGUCAAGGAGAUGGCAUAUCUUCCUUCAGAAACCUUGGACUCCAAAGCUUGUAGUGAUGAAAGAGGGAUGUCUUGGUUCGACAAUAUUCAAUAUGCUGACAUGCCUAAAGAUUGUACAAAUAGAAUGGACAUGCCUUUCAGGUUUUGUGGUGGCUACGAGCUUUAUGAAGCAUUGGGACCUGCUUUUCAGGAACAGCACUGCCAUUUCGAAUGGGACGCAGAAAAAAUUGAAUUUGGCAUGUCCAUCGAGAUGUCAGAGGUGACGGGAAAUAGCAGCCUGGUAAGUGCAAACUCUGGCACAGAGCAUCUUCUGGAUGCAGUGGUUGCAAAUAUUCAAAAGAUUGAGAGCAGCAAAAAUGAGAAGCCAUGCGUUAAGUCUGAGCUACUUUUGAAUCCUGAAAAUAUGUCAGAACCUUGUAUGAGUGACAUGGGCUCUAUAAGUUCAGCAGGUUAUUCUUUCAGUCGGGAUGCACUAAACAGUUUCAACUCCUCGGUUGCAAGUGGUGUUCACUAUUCUAAAGGCAUUUCAUCAACUAGCUGCAGUAGAGGUAGUGAUACUUUGGAGAGGCCACAAGAAUCCACUAAGAUACAGAAGAAGAGGGCCAGGCCUGGUGAGAGUUGCAGACCUAGGCCAAGGGAUCGACAAUUGAUUCAAGAUCGAAUCAAGGAGUUGCGAGAGCUUGUACCUAAUGGAUCUAAGUGCAGUAUUGAUUCACUUCUGGAGCGAACUAUCAAGCACAUGAUUUUCAUGCAAAGCAUCACCAAGCAUGCAGAAAAGCUUAAUAAGUGCACUGGAUCAAAGUUGAUGGAAAAUGAACCAAGAAUUGGAAGAUCAUCCAGCCAUGAGCAGGGUUCAAGCUGGGCAGUGGAAGUGGGAAGCAACCUCAAAGUUUGCCCAAUAAUCGUGGAAAAUUUGAACAUGAGUGGCCAAAUGCUAAUAGAGAUGCUCUGUGAUGAAUGUUGCCAUUUUCUUGAGAUAGGAGAAGCCAUUUGUAGCAUGGGACUUAUAGUUCUGAAAGGUGUUACGGAAACCUACGGUGAGAAAACAUGGAUGCGUUUUGUUGUUGAGGGGCAGAACAACAGAAACCUGCAUCGGAUGGACAUCCUUUGGUCACUUAUGCAGUUAUUGCAACCCAAGACAGAGAUUUCAGAUGGUAAACUCUAGGUGAUACACCAUUGCAAGGACCUGGUGGACAGAUCAGUGUCAGAAAUUCCGUAUUUAACUAUUUUCUGCUGCUCCUCACAGUAGUAGGGAUGUUCUCAAACAGGAGAAUAGCUUCCUGGUGAUUGGAUAUUUGAUUGUGUGGAGAUGAUACCUUGUUCUUUCCUUUUCAUUCACGAUGUUGUUAAUUUGUGUGUCUAGGAUGGUGUGAUUCCCUGUAUUGCGCUCGAAUUGACCAGUUCUUGGUUUUUGAUUUCCUUUGUUAGUGGCUUUGUGGAAUUGGAAAAAGUACAAAUCAGCGUCAUGGUGAGAAUCAAAAGUUUACUUGUGGUCA
Molecule: messenger RNA, 3159 nt
Organism: Coffea arabica (coffee)
Lineage: Eukaryota; Viridiplantae; Streptophyta; Magnoliopsida; Gentianales; Rubiaceae
Product: transcription factor EMB1444
Biological process (GO): regulation of DNA-templated transcription
Molecular function (GO): protein dimerization activity; DNA-binding transcription factor activity
Source: RefSeq, a predicted model, not a curated record